Molecule: messenger RNA, 3685 nt
Organism: Gorilla gorilla gorilla (western lowland gorilla)
Lineage: Eukaryota; Metazoa; Chordata; Mammalia; Primates; Hominidae
Gene: POLR3G
Product: RNA polymerase III subunit G
Exons: 8
Coding region: 578-1249 (223 amino acids)
Biological process (GO): transcription by RNA polymerase III; cell population proliferation
Cellular component (GO): RNA polymerase III complex
Source: RefSeq, a predicted model, not a curated record
GUGCGCUCCCGCACCCUUCCGCCAGGUCGGCAGCAAGCAGAGGCUCCGCCACCAGCACGGGGGCGCAGGAGCUACCGCAGCCUCGGCAGCCGCACCACGAGAGAGCUUUAACGCAGGGGCCACUGCAGCAGAAUGGAGACUCAGGUGGCGACCGUUUCGCCACCCCGGGCGUGUGACAGCAGAGGCCCGGAGUGAGGGUGGGAAGCGCUAGGACCGCCCACCCACUGGCUCUCCAGGGCGCGCACUCCCAGCUGGCGCGGAAAGUGUGGGUCCUCGCGGGUUGUACGGCGACUACGGCGCCUGCCAAGGGCAAAAAACCUCUUUGCCGAGGGGGUGGGGCCUUCCUAGGGAGUGGGCGGGGCUAGUUGGUAGGGCUCACGCCGCGGUCCUGGGGCCGCGUGGAGGGCGGUGCGCGCUUCUCCCGAGGUGGAACGGGCGGCAGUCAAGCGCCGGCGUUCUCUGCCAUCACCCUUUCCUUGCCGGCCGGCACUUCGGCUGCAGAGUUUUGCCCACGCUUCGAGACUUAGGGAGCAGUGCCUUUCAGAAUUUGCCCACUCAUCUGGUAUAACUGGUUCUGAUGGCUGGGAAUAAAGGAAGAGGACGUGCUGCUUAUACCUUUAAUAUUGAGGCUGUUGGAUUUAGCAAAGGUGAAAAGUUACCUGAUGUAGUGUUGAAACCACCCCCACUAUUUCCUGAUACAGAUUAUAAACCAGUGCCACUGAAAACAGGAGAAGGUGAAGAAUAUAUGCUGGCUUUGAAACAGGAGUUGAGAGAAACAAUGAAAAGAAUGCCUUAUUUUAUUGAAACACCUGAAGAAAGACAAGAUAUUGAAAGGUAUAGUAAAAGAUACAUGAAGGUAUACAAGGAAGAAUGGAUACCAGAUUGGAGAAGACUUCCAAGAGAGAUGAUGCCAAGAAAUAAAUGUAAAAAAGCAGGCCCAAAACCCAAAAAGGCAAAAGACGCAGGCAAAGGCACAUCACUCACUAAUACUGCAGAUGUGUUGAAAAAAAUGGAGGAAUUGGAAAAAAGAGGUGAUGGUGAAAAAUCAGAUGAGGAAAAUGAAGAGAAAGAAGGAAGCAAAGAGAAAAGUAAAGAAGGUGAUGAUGACGAUGACGAUGAUGCUGCAGAACAGGAGGAAUAUGAUGAAGAAGAGCAAGAAGAGGAAAAUGACUACAUUAAUUCAUACUUUGAAGAUGGAGAUGAUUUUGGCGCAGACAGUGAUGACAACAUGGAUGAAGCAACCUAUUAGGCAUGAAAUUUUUCAAAAAAUAUUUUUAUGAUGCAGCUUCUGAACAUUUGGACAGACUUGAUUUGUAUUUUAUUUCUGAUAAGGAAUAAGUACUUGUUUCUGUUUUUUGUUUUGGACAAAUAUUUGUUACCAAAAUAUUCAAAACCACUUUGAGUUUACAUACUAGUUACCUUAAAAAUUAUUCCCUGACACUCUGACGUUCCUUCUAAACACCUCUGCCAUCUCUCUUACGUACUCUCAUGGGUUUUUUUGUAUGAUUUGAAUAUGAAUGUGCCUAAAGAAUUUUUGCUCUCUUAAUCUAUGUAUACAUACGUGAACAAAUCAUUCUUGCUUAACUGCUGAUAUUUUGUAAAACUAUUGCUAGUCAUAAUGGAUUUCUAUAACCUGAAAGUUGAUAUAAUACAGCACGUGGAGCACUUUAAAAACAAAGAAACUUGAAAAUAAUUUUAUUUUUUACCUUUACAUGGUGUGUUCUAGACUACUGGAUUAUGACUACAUAAACCUACCUGAGCUCUUAUAAGUACAGAAUUGUGAGACAGAGGUUUUGUGAUGCAAAACAUACACAUAGGAAAAAAUACCAAACUGAGCAAUAUAAAUUUCACAGCUCACAUCUUAGCCAGUACAAAGAAACUUUCACAUGGGGUGAAUAUUAUAAUACUUGAAUUUGAGACUUAAUACUGUAUGAUAUAUGAAUUAAUCAUCCCACUGUAAUAACUGACAUCUUCAAAUAGUUGGGCUUAUGAAAAAUUUGACUGACAUUUUAUUUUAUACUUUAUGUAAAUGUGAAAUAAGUUCUGGUCAUAUAAAUAUGUAGAAUGCAUGUGUGUGAACUCUAUGAAGUGAAGUGUGGUGGCCUUUUAUGUUUCAGAGUACUCAAGCUGUACAAUUGAUUUAUAUAAAAAUGCAAAAUGAACUCAGGUCAUUUUGAAAUUAAGAUUAAUAUUUUUGUUGUUUAACUUUAAAGCUAGCUCCCCUAACUUUAUAUAUUUUUUGGGAAAAAAUACCUAAAAACCUCAGCCUACAAAGACUCUCAGAAAUGCCAAAGAUUUUCAAGGAAAUUCAUAUUAUAUAUUUCAAAAAUGAUUUAUCAAUGUUAUCUACCAAAAGAAAUAAUUUUAUUUUUCCCCUUUGGGGAGAUAUUAUUAUCCUCUAAUAUGAGAAUCAGAUCCCUAGAUUCUAUUUCUACCCGUACUAUUAAACUCAACCUUGAACCUGGGCUUGGUUGUUUCUGUGCCUUAGUUUCUCCACUCAUAAACAAUUUCCUAUAAAAAUUGUUUAAACACCAACCAAAAUUUACCAUAUGUAUUCAUUCUCUUGCCUUAAAGAUCACUUCUUAACUUACAUUUGGCUCUCACCCUCUAAAAAUUUGUAGUUUGGAGAGUAACUGAAAGCACAAUUUUAAGAAACAUGUUUGUUUUCCUCACAAAAUAUAUUGUAAUCUGAUUUUCCUAUCUUGUAUUCAUGCAGAAAAUUGGAGAAAAUGUGUAUUGUCUUGUGCCAUUUUGCAAUAUGAAUUUCUCAGGAAAAAGAUCUUUCAAUGGCAAUACUUUUCUUAAAUAAUUCAAGAUGGGUGUGAGGACCUAUCUUAUUAGUUUAGUGCUGUGUUAACCAUUUGUGAAUUACUUCUUGUUUAAAGGAAGUUGUCAAAAAAUUUUAAGAUUCUAAAUGGAAUACAUGAAUAAAGUAAGCCUUAGAAUAGAAACCUCACAAAAAGUUGUCAUUUGCGGUUGAUAAUUAACGUAGGUGUUUUAUUCUCUCAACUCCUUAGGUACCAGAGCCAAAUACAAUUUAGUUUUCAGAAAUCUUAUCAAUAUUGUUCUGUUUACCUACUUAUAAAUCUGCAGAUAACCACUUGAACCAGGCAAAUACACUGAAGAUAAAGGUUAUUUCUUUUUUUAGCUUUGAAUUUGUCAUGACCAUUUUAGUCUUGCUAUAGAUAGCAGGGCAGCCCCUUGGGGCAAGGAUUUACUCUGGGAGGUACCGUUAAGAGCCUUCUUUCCCCCUUUGAAAGAUCCUUUUACAAUGUUAAAGUAUACUAGUUACAAGAACAAGCAGGAUUUGCAGGUUGCUUUACCAGCAUGAGUCUCAUUUUUCUGGCUUAAAAUCUGGGACUGUGAAAUUAUUCCAUAGGAAAGUGAAUGUUAUUUUGCAGAAUUAGCCUCUUACAUAAAAGUAUUUGUUGAAGUGUCUUUAAAGUUGCUAUCAUGAGCAAAACUGGUUGCUGUAAUGCUUAUUUUUCUGUAUUUAUUUACACAUUAAAUUCUUAUAAAACAAAAUGUGUUCGUUUUAUAGUAAGAUGUUUUAUUUUGAACAUUUAAAUAUUUGUUUGUUAGAGAAAACUAAUUUGUUAAUAUAGAUCUUAACUAGUAACUAUUAAGCAGGGAUGUUUGUUCCAAAUAUUCUUGAAUAAACAAACAAUCACCACAAACAACAAAA